This is a messenger RNA of Enterobius vermicularis (human pinworm), 888 nucleotides long. NCBI's taxonomy places the organism in Eukaryota, Metazoa, Nematoda, Chromadorea, Rhabditida, Oxyuridae. The record is from the annotation of a GenBank genome assembly.
AUGUUUGGUGAAGCGCUCCAAAGGUGUUUGAUUGGUUUAACCGAAGCAUCGAGAUCUGUUGCUAUCUUGUUUAGUGGUGGAGUUGACAGUCUGCUCAUUGCAUUGCUUGCUCAGCGCUUUCUUCCUGCACACUGUUUCAUUGAUUUGAUCAAUGUUUCUUUCGACGAAAAAAGCGGGGACUUUUCUGGAGCGCCAGAUAGAAGACGAGGGCUAAAAGCUUAUUCAUAUCUGAAAAAAAAAUAUCUAAAAAGUUUAUAUCGACUAAUCUUAGUCAAUGUUGGCAGAACCGAACUAUCCAGGUGCCGCUCAGAAUCUAUAGCUUUUUUAAUCGCGCCUUCAUGCUCGGUGCUAGAUGAUUCAAUCGGGUGUGUUCAAUGGUUUGCAGCCAAAGGGGAAGGAUUAGUUUAUGAGGAGGAUAGAAACAUUCAAGAAAUGAAAUCUGUUGCUUCUGUUGCAUUAGUAGGCAGUGGAGCGGAUGAAGUCUUUGGAGGAUAUAUGCGCCAUAGGCAUGCCUAUGAUAAAGGAGACAGAGAUGCUGUUAUAGAUGGGCUGGAAGAAGAGCUACGGGUUAUUGGACGAAGAAAUCUUGGUCGUGAUGAUCGAGUAACCCUAGAAACUUUAUACAGAGCUCCAUACCUUGACGAAAUUUUUGUAAGCUGGGCUAAUCAGCUACCGUUGGAAUGUAAAACGGACUUCAAGAAGGAAAGAGGUGUUGGUGAAAAAAAGAUAAUCCGCGAAGCUCUAAAGAGAUUGGGUGUUCCUGAAGAAUUAUAUUCUGCUCCGAAGCAAGCUAUGCAGUUUGGCACACGAAUUGCGCAUUUGGAAAACUCUAAAGAAAAGGGGUCAGAUGUUUGUUUGCGUCUUGUUCCUUGUUGUGAGAAAUUUUAG